GGAAUAACAUUACGUCUUGUGUGAUCGAUAGUGGGAUUCUGUCGGGCAUUCAUGUUUGAAAAAACAUUCAUUUAAUUCACUUGAUUGUAAAAUGGCAUUUCUGGACGUGGAACAUAUCAAACAAUUGAAAAAACUUUUCAAACCACCCACCGAGGGCGAAGAUAGUGAUUCCGACGGCAGUUGUGACCAUGACACCGUCCGACAGAUAGAUUUUUUAGGUCCCGGAGAUAUUGGAGAAUCAAAAAAUACAAAAACGAAGAAAAAAUAUAAUAAUGACCCUGACGAACACGUAAAAAAUUGCUCAUAUGCUUUAUUAGAAAAAGACAGUUCUAAUCAACCAAACACUAUUGAAGAAUGGGAACAACAGCAGCAACAAGAGUGUGAAGCAUUGCUUGAUUCUCGUCCUCGACCGGAUUACAAGAUUACCUACAAGCAAACUGUCUGCACCGAGGAUCUGUAUUUGCAAAUGAGUGGUAAAACUCCCAGUACGGCCAGUUGUGAGAAUAUGGUGAUCGAAAUCUUUCUUACUAACGAAACGGUUGGUAUCCAUCAUAUGGAUCUGUCGGUUCAUGAGCAACGAAUAGUCCUUAAGACACCCAAGUAUUAUAUGGAUCUGCAAUUACCGCACAAGGUUGACCCUGAUAAGGGUAACGCCGCUUGGCUUUCGGUGGAGAAGAUUCUCAAACUGACGCUGAAAAUGGAACGAGAGUUUGAUUUUAUCAACUUUUAAGUUGUUUGCUCAAAUUGACUGAAAAUUGAUACUCGAUGAUAGUGCGAUGAUGCUGAUUUGAAAAUAAAUGUGUUCAAUAAA
This is a messenger RNA of Topomyia yanbarensis, 811 nucleotides long. It is a transcript of the gene Dnaaf6, whose product is annotated as dynein axonemal assembly factor 6. The coding region runs from base 92 to 730 and encodes 212 amino acids. The transcript has 2 exons. The record is from RefSeq and is a predicted model, not a curated record. Gene Ontology annotation, biological process: axonemal dynein complex assembly. Gene Ontology annotation, molecular function: protein-folding chaperone binding; dynein intermediate chain binding. Lineage: Eukaryota; Metazoa; Arthropoda; Insecta; Diptera; Culicidae. Gene Ontology annotation, cellular component: cytoplasm.